This is a messenger RNA of Tricharina praecox, 1546 nucleotides long. RefSeq lists its product as uncharacterized. Bases 51 to 1211 code for a protein of 386 amino acids. Lineage: Eukaryota; Fungi; Ascomycota; Pezizomycetes; Pezizales; Pyronemataceae. The transcript has 3 exons. The record is from RefSeq and is a predicted model, not a curated record. Gene Ontology annotation, cellular component: vacuolar proton-transporting V-type ATPase, V1 domain. Gene Ontology annotation, molecular function: proton-transporting ATPase activity, rotational mechanism. Gene Ontology annotation, biological process: proton transmembrane transport.
CCGCGACCAACAGCCCGCCUUCCGCCCUUCCUUCAACGCCCAACCUUACAAUGUCCGGCUCGCGCUACCUCCUUGUUGCCCUUCCCACCUCGAUCUCGCGCAGUCAUGAUUCAUCAGAAGCGCUCGCCAAAAUCCGCGGCGUGAUCCCGUCGGACGCAGGGAGCGUCUCGUCAUUCCCCAUUCCCGAAUUCAAGAUCGGCACGCUCGACGCACUCGUCAUGCAAGCGGAUGAGCUCGCAAAGCUCGACGCGAACGUCGAGGGUGCAGUAAAUAAGGUUGUCGAUGUUUUACGCAAUAUCGUCCCUGGCCAAGAGAAUGGACAUAAGCUUGUUGGCGAGAAACCGGUGGAGAAGUACCUCGAGAACUUUCAGUGGAACAAGGUGAAAUACCGAGCAGACAAGAGCAUCGGCGAGACGCUCGCAGCACUGCAACGAGAAGUCGUCGCGCUUGACGCAGACAUCAAAUCCGCCUACGGCUCCUACCAAAACAUCAAAUCGUCCCUUAUCAACGUGCAGCGAAAGACGACUGGCAACCUGACUACCCGCUCCCUUGCCCCGCUCCUACGCAAAUCCGACUUCGUAUCGAACAGCGAGUACCUCGAGACGCUCCUGGUCGUGGUCCCCAAGAACCUACAAAAAGACUGGCUACACUCUUACGAGCAGUUCACGCCAAUGGUGGUGCCCCGCUCCUCGCAGCUACUACAUGAGGAAGGAGAAUACCUACUGUACAACGUCACCCUGUUCAAGAAACACGCGGCAGAGUUCGCGCAGAAGGCGCGUGCGGCGAAAUUUACGCCCAGGGACUUCACGUGGAGCGACGAUGCGGUGGAGCGGGAUGCGGCGGAGGCGAGGGAUUUAGAGAAGCAGGAACGGCAGCUGUUCAAUGAGAUCAUUCGGUUGGCGCGCACGGGGUACUCGGAUUUGUUCGCCGCGUGGAUCCACGUUAAGGCCCUCGGCGUGUUUGUGGAGAGCGUGCUGCGAUAUGGUCUGCCACUGGAGUUUGUGAGCGCCGUCAUCCGCACCCCCGGCGACAAGGAGGCGAAGAAGUGCAAGAGCAAGCUCGACUCGGAGUUUGGUUACCUCGGCGGAAAUGCAUUCGGAAGGGAUAAGAAGGGGAACAUCAAGGAUGAUGUUGGCGAGGUUGCGGCGGGUGUCAGUGGGCUGCAUCUGGACUACAGUGCCUACUGUUACUUUGAGUUUGAGGUGCUGUAGAUCAGGAGGAUGUGUGUAUUGCUUUCUUUGCGGUUUGCUUGAUAGUACAUAGCCUCAGUUUGUUACCCCAGAGUACCUAUAUCAUGAGUGGGAUUUGUUGGACCUCGUCGUUUAAGUUGUGCUCCGAUCAGGGUUGAAUCAGAAUCACAUGCCGGUGGUAGAUGGGAUGGUUCACCGUUGUUUGUUCGAAGAUGAGUAUUUUAUCGAUCGGUUUCUGGCGGGGCUAUUCGGAGGACUUGAACAAAAUGUGUUUGGAAGUAGGCUGGUCAUGAGAUCUUGACUGGCCGUUGAGUCUGCUAUGCUAUUCAAUAAACUAUUGACUGGCUAUACCCGGG